GCGUUUUAUUACAAAUUACUGGUUUCAGCAAACAACUUAUUAUCGGUGUUGUAAUAUAACAAACAUGCCUAUUUUAAAAUGCAGUUUUUUGAUACGUAUCAUGAUUUUUAUAUAUAAAACGGUUGUCGGACUUUAGUUUUAGCCCGCUAGCUAACACUGUUUCGAUAACACCGUGUUGUUUAUACAAAAUGAAUAGUAAAAAACUUUUAAACUCCCCAAAAACAAUCAAAAUAACGUAAAACACAUUUUCUGCCUGAAAUGCGACUAUGAAUUUGUUUUUCACAUGAUAUUUGACUGUUGUGCUAUUCAGCUAGUAUUAGCCAGUUUCAUUCAUUGAUGUUUUGCAUGUUAGCAUCUCCACUGUUCAUGCAUUCAUGUUGCUUAUAGCUCGCCAGGUACAACACCUUUACAAUACAUUUCGUGUUAAUAACCUUUAUUUUUCCUCCUUGUAGCUGUCAUUUUAUUACGUUCAUCAAUAAAUAAACCUCUUGGCGAGCUGCAAGCCCUCUCGCCUCAUUGUGUGCGCCAUUAUCCUCAUCCAGUACAGGCCUGAGAACCAUAAACACAACAUAUAUCAUUUAAUUCCUAUUAAAUCCACAUCUUUAUUUAUAACAAACACAAACACUGUGGGCUGUUCAAUCAAACAAUGUCUUCGAAUUUCACAUUCAAGCUAAAUCAGGUGGGUGUAUUGUUGUUUUAAACAAAAAAUAUUUCUUCGAAAAGCAGGUUGAAAUGAAUAUGUUUGCAGUUCGAGCAAGUUGAUCAUGUUUUUGCACACAUUGAAAGCAUGCCUAUUCGUCUAAUAAGUUUUUGCCCUAUUUCAGAACCAAAUGAUGGGGAUAGCCUGAUAUCCUCAAUCCUACAAACAAGAUGUCAAAGCGGCCACCCUAUGCCCCUGCCCCUACCCCAGCCCCCACAACACAAAUGCCCACCACCCCUGGGUUUGUGGGGUACAACCCAUACAGCCAUCUGGCCUACAACAACUACAGGCUGGGAGGGAACCCCGGCGGGAACAACAGGAACUCCUCAGGGAUCACCGUUCCUAAGCCGCCCAAACCGCCCGACAAGCCGCUGAUGCCCUACAUGCGGUAUAGCCGGAAGGUAAGCAGGAAGGUUUGGGACCAAGUUAAAGCCUCUAAUCCUGACCUGAAGCUAUGGGAGAUUGGGAAGAUCAUUGGUGGCAUGUGGAGGGACCUCACUGAUGAGGAAAAACAGGACUAUUUAAAUGAAUACGAGGCUGAGAAGAUUGAGUAUAAUGACUCUUUGAAAGCCUACCACAACUCUCCAGCCUACCUGGCAUACGUCAAUGCUAAGAACCGCGCUGAAGCUGCUCUAGAAGAAGAGAGCCGGCAGAGACAGUCGCGCCUAGACAAGGGCGAGCCCUAUAUGAGCAUCCAGCCCGCUGAGGAUCCUGAUGACUAUGACGACGGUUUCUCCAUGAAGCAUACAGCGGCAGCUCGUUUCCAGAGGAACCACAGGCUCAUCAGCGACAUCUUGAGUGAGGUCGUGGUGCCUGAUGUUCGCUCAGUGGUUACCACCGCUCGCAUGCAGGUCCUCAAACGUCAAGUCCAGUCCCUCAUGGUGCAUCAGAGAAAGCUUGAAGCAGAGCUUCUUCAAAUCGAGGACCGACAUCAGGAGAAGAAGAGGAGGUUCCUGGAGAGCACAGACUCCUUCAAUAACGAGCUCAAACGGCUGUGCAGUCUGAAAGUGGAGGUGGACAUGGAGAAGCUGGCAGCCGAAAUGGCGGCUGCAGAGGAGGCGGCUCGCCGGAGGGCGGAGGAGAGAGAGCGGGAAGCAGCAGAGCAGGUGGAGAGAGCUGCUCAAGAAGAGCAACAGCCAGCAGGGGUCCAGGCCAAUGCCAACACAGAACAAACCUCUGCCAGCGAGAGCAAGGAUGGAGAAGACAAGUCCACCCCGAUGGAGACGGAGACUCUGGCUGAAGCUUCUGAAGGAUCUCAGGAGGCUGAGCAAGGAGCGGGUGCAGCGGGAGAGAAACCGGCCCAGCCUGAGCCUGCAGAGGGCGCUACAGAUGAGGGCACCAGCGACAGCACUGCUCCAUCCGAGAGCAGCUCCGGACCCCCAGCAGAACCCCAGGCCUCGGACAACACCCCUGAGGAGCGGCUGCCCACCCAGACACAAUAACCCCACUCGCUUAAUCUACAUGUUCUUUUACCAAGUCUCACUUCACUCUGUGUAGAGUCAUAUGUCCUCUAGGAUUUGCCAUUUAAUCCUAUGACCUGCCAGUUCAGUGAGUGAGAACAGUGAACAUUUUUACUUUUUCCCACCCUCCAUAAUAUUCUACAAUGAAAUGUUUUGUAAGGACAACAAUCUUAAUUGGCUUUCCACACAUAUUCAUUCAGGCACACCUGUUUACUUGAUCUGAAACGCUGACCUUGAUGUGACAAGCCCACUUGAGUACUUUAGAGCCUCUUGGCCAUUAAAAAGCUUUUAUUAUUCUAAAGUGGAAGUAACUUGGGCAGAUGUUGAAUAAAAUGUAACUCUUUCAUCCUACCGUCACCAAAUGGCUGCAAAACGCAGAACUUCAAGGUUAUUUGCUGUCGCUUACCAUGUUUUAUCUACUUGUGGCAGUUAUUUUAUGGUAUAUCUUUGUUUCAUCCUUUCAUAGUUUGGUUGAGCCUGUGGGUUGAAUUUUUUUUUUUUUUUUUUUUUUCCCUCAUCCUAGUUUUUUCUUUACUUAAAAUAAAGCCAUGCUUACACUGUCAUGAUUUUCCAGAUUGACCGCGCAGAGCAGAGGGACAUUGUUCUGUUGACGUCUUCACAGAAUGGUAUUACUUUAAGCCUCUGGAUUAUUGUGUUUUGUAUUGUUGGAAGAUACUCCCUCAAUAAAGUGAUUUCUAUGUCUGUUUUAAA
This is a messenger RNA of Megalobrama amblycephala (Wuchang bream), 2871 nucleotides long. RefSeq names its product SWI/SNF related, matrix associated, actin dependent regulator of chromatin, subfamily e, member 1 (gene smarce1). Gene Ontology annotation, molecular function: nuclear receptor binding; nucleosomal DNA binding. The coding region runs from base 871 to 2142 and encodes 423 amino acids. NCBI's taxonomy places the organism in Eukaryota, Metazoa, Chordata, Actinopteri, Cypriniformes, Xenocyprididae. Gene Ontology annotation, cellular component: SWI/SNF complex. The record is from RefSeq and is a predicted model, not a curated record. Gene Ontology annotation, biological process: negative regulation of DNA-templated transcription. The transcript has 10 exons.